GGAGGCCAAAGGACACUUCUUUCAACAUGUCAAGCAUUCAGCAAAUUUCAGCUCAACGCGACAGCUUAAAAGCCGAGAUAAAUUCAGCACAACCUAAUCUUGCAAAAUGUGCCCAGAUGCUCACACAGUUGAAGAUUGGACUUACCGAAAUAGGCGCCUACGUACCUCAAGGAAGCCAAGUAGACCCACAAGCGCUAGUUCUUGCACGUGACAUCCUUGAGAUGGGAGCUUACUAUAGCGUUCGAGUGAAGGAUAUUGAUGCUUUCGUCCGAUACAUCUCGCAACUCAGCACAUUCUAUUAUGACUAUGCGUCUGUUUUACCGCCAUCAGAGCAAAUGUACCCGUUAACCGGCCUAAACCUUUUGCGAUUGCUAUCUCAAAAUCGAUUAUCAGAAUUCCACACAGCACUUGAGGUUAUAGAUCCUGAGCAACUUCACAAUAACUCUUAUAUCAAGCACGCAGUUGAUUUAGAACAAUUCCUCAUGGAGGGUAGCUACAACAAGGUGUGGGGCAGCAGAAGCAAGGUUAAGGGAGAAGAGUUUCUCUUCUUUUACAACAUUCUCAUAGAUACCAUUAGACAUGAGAUAGCUAAUUGUAGUGAGAAGGCAUAUGAAGCUCUGCCAGUUCAGGACGCAGCGACUCUUCUUUUCAUGAAGAACAUGGAAGAUGUUCUCAACUUCGCUCAAGAACGAAACUGGAAAGUGAACCCAGCUGAGCAGAAGAUUUAUUUUACCAACACGGAUGAUGAAGUGACUGUAAUACCACAAGAGCAGAUCAUAAAGCAGACACUCACGUAUGCUAGAGAACUUGAACGUAUUGUAUAAAUGAAAGCCCUCACAUGAUAAUAAAAAAGUCAAAAAGCAAGCAACCACGUCAAUGAUUCUAUAUUGGGUGGCAGGAAGCCCUAACCCACUAGACGUUCAAACCCAAUUUUUUUUAUCGUUUG
Messenger RNA from Umbelopsis ramanniana AG, 946 nucleotides. RefSeq lists its product as uncharacterized. NCBI's taxonomy places the organism in Eukaryota, Fungi, Mucoromycota, Umbelopsidomycetes, Umbelopsidales, Umbelopsidaceae. Gene Ontology annotation, cellular component: nucleus; proteasome regulatory particle; cytosol. The coding region runs from base 27 to 824 and encodes 265 amino acids. Gene Ontology annotation, biological process: proteasome-mediated ubiquitin-dependent protein catabolic process. The transcript is spliced from 6 exons. The record is from RefSeq and is a predicted model, not a curated record.